GCUUCCUGCCGCUUCUGAAGUGAUUUCCGCUCCUUUUUCCUGCGCGGCGUUUCAGUCCCUCUUGAGUUGGGCUGUCGUCGAGUCGCGGCGAGACCGGCGCACCGCAGCCAUGACAGAGGCUGAUGUGAAUCCGAAGGCCUAUCCCCUCGCAGAUGCCCACCUCACCAAGAAGCUGCUGGACCUUGUUCAACAGUCAUGUAACUACAAGCAGCUUCGGAAAGGAGCCAAUGAAGCCACCAAAACCCUCAACAGAGGCAUCUCUGAGUUCAUUGUGAUGGCAGCAGACGCUGAGCCCUUGGAGAUCAUCCUGCACCUCCCUCUGCUGUGCGAAGACAAGAAUGUCCCCUACGUAUUUGUGCGCUCCAAGCAGGCUUUAGGACGGGCGUGUGGCGUCUCCAGGCCAGUCAUCGCCUGUUCUGUUACCAUCAAAGAAGGCUCUCAACUAAAGCAGCAGAUCCAGUCCAUUCAGCAGUCUAUUGAAAGGCUCUUGGUGUAGGCUGUGGCCUCUGCCCUUUCCUGUCUACUGCCACCCUGUUUGUGUAUCAUAUUGUCUGUUAGCAUGUACUAUUUUCAACCAGUUACUAUUAUAUUGUACUACAUCUGCGUUUUAUAUUUUUAUUUUUGUCUUAAUAAGGUUAUUUUUCACCAUCUCUUCAUUCUCUUCUACCAUAAAAAAUGAAAUGAUAGCUAGGACAGGUGAAAGGCAGAAUGUCACCAUUUAACAACAGGAAGAACCAGGAGAAACUUAAGCCAGGGACAGUGUAUACUUUCAUCUGCAAACUUAUUCCACUGCGCAGGGUAGGAUGACAGUGACCCUGGUCCCUUGUGCCUUUGAUAUAAGAGCUCCAUAAAUGUUACUGACACUGAGGAACUUCCUUUGGGUAGCAGUCUCUCCCUCCCCUUAUCAUUUGAAGAAAUUUGAUGUUGGGCCUAUGUCCGGGAGCCAUUUAUUAAUGUCCUGUGUGUUUUUGAUGUAUGUAGUCUGAUAUUCUCCCAUAUCUGGGGCAGUAUCAGUACAAAGGGAUUCUGUGGAGAUCGUGGCAAUUUGCUGGAACUUACAGCAGAGACAGUGCUAGCAGGAAACAUCCUCUCCUUGGUAAAUGGGGAUGUCUUAUUGUGGAACCAUUUGAUGGCCGUGUUGGGAGCCCUUAUCCUGUUCUUCCCACAGCGUGGGUCAGGUGUAUUCUCCCUCACAUGAAGAAAGUGAUAACAUGUUCAUUAUUGAGCAUCCUAAUAAAUAUGUUCAUAUUUCGUUUU
Messenger RNA from Mus musculus (house mouse), 1257 nucleotides. RefSeq names its product SNU13 homolog, small nuclear ribonucleoprotein (U4/U6.U5) (gene Snu13). Gene Ontology annotation, biological process: mRNA splicing, via spliceosome; ribosome biogenesis; ribosomal small subunit biogenesis. Gene Ontology annotation, cellular component: U12-type precatalytic spliceosome; nucleolus; protein-containing complex. The transcript is spliced from 3 exons. The record is from RefSeq and is marked provisional. Gene Ontology annotation, molecular function: snoRNA binding; U3 snoRNA binding; box C/D sno(s)RNA binding. The coding region runs from base 110 to 496 and encodes 128 amino acids. NCBI's taxonomy places the organism in Eukaryota, Metazoa, Chordata, Mammalia, Rodentia, Muridae.